AUGGCAGUAGCACCCCCAGACAGCAGCUCAUCCGCCACGCCAGCCCCCCGAACCCUCCCCCUCCUCAGCCUCCCAAACGAGAUCCUCGCUUUGAUACCGCAGCACUUCGCCAACAUCGAAGAUUUCAAAGAAGCCUCAUCCACGCGCAGCACACUCCGAGCCGUCUUCUCCCAGACCGACCCGAACACAAUCCUACGACUAGCAGCCUCAUCAUCGCGCAUCUUCUUCCGCCCAGAUCCCUAUUUCCUGGUCGCCGCGACCGUGGAUCAAGUAGCUGCCUGGGCGCUCCGGAGCGAAGACAACGUGCGCGCGCUGCGUCGAGCGAUCAGAGAUGGGGUUGAAGGACUGUUUGCUUUAUGUCUUGAGGUAGCGGGGUUGACGAUGCAAGAUAUCCGUCGGCUACACAUCUCGCGCUUCCGGAUCUUCAACCCCGUGAUUGACGUCGUCGACCGGUGCGCGGGCAAACAGUGGUACGCGGUGGAUGAUUUCUGGAACGGGGGGCGGUCCGACGCCGAGACGAUCGACUGCGAGCCUGGGCGCUCGCUCUACGAGAUGGCUAUCUAUGGUUCUCUCUUCCGGUCGACGCUGGAAGCUAAUCUUCGCGGCGACCUUGGGUUCGAUCUGCAUACUAGACUUGAUUUUGUCAAGUAUUGUAUUCCGGACUGGUAUUGUAGGAGUUAUAAGGGUUUUGAGGUGGAGAUGGUUGGACCGUACAGGAAUGGUAGGGAUGAAGUGAUGCCGCGCAUGGAUCAGUACGGUAUCAGGCAUAUUCUGAAAAGCAGUACCUGGGGGCGUGAGUGGGAGAGGGUGCGUGAUGAAGUUGGUCCUGCUUUCGAUGAUGAUGUGAAACAAGAAAUUUGGGAGAAUGCGGUGCAGAUGCAGGGAUUGUUCGGGUUUGAGAUGCUCAGGCCAGGAGGUGCGGAGAGCUGGAAGGAACGUGUGAUCGAGCUAAGGGAAAAGGUUGCCAUGGCCGAUUUGAGGAAGAUGAAACCCGUGGAGAAGGACGUACAUGGUGAGAUUUCGUGGGGAUAUGAUGAGAUGUAG
Molecule: messenger RNA, 1044 nt
Organism: Bacidia gigantensis
Lineage: Eukaryota; Fungi; Ascomycota; Lecanoromycetes; Lecanorales; Ramalinaceae
Exons: 3
Coding region: 1-1044 (347 amino acids)
Source: RefSeq, a predicted model, not a curated record